Messenger RNA from Osmerus eperlanus (European smelt), 2806 nucleotides. RefSeq lists its product as uncharacterized. The transcript has 17 exons. Lineage: Eukaryota; Metazoa; Chordata; Actinopteri; Osmeriformes; Osmeridae. Gene Ontology annotation, molecular function: protein binding. Bases 258 to 2513 code for a protein of 751 amino acids. The record is from RefSeq and is a predicted model, not a curated record.
UGAUUACGGGUAGUUGUGUGAGAGAGGCGUCUUGGACAGUAAACGCUCGCUGCAGCUAUUGUAUUAUGUGAGGGUUUUAAACUGGAAUUAAGCUGAGGCCGUAGCAGCCUAUUGAGCCGGGGAGCCUGUGUGUGCAUGUGCCUCGGGUGGGCGUGUGCGAACGCGUGUUUGCGUGUUUGUGUGCCGUGAGUGUUCACACCACGCACACGGUCUAUUGUCUGUCGCCGGAGAUGGCAGAGUAAGGGACAGCGUGGAACAUGAAUUUCUUCUGCUUCUCACUGGAGGGCUCCACCGACAGCCUGUACGAACCCAAUCAAGGCAGGUCUCUCAUCAGGGACUUGAUCCCCACCCGCACCAGAAGUCCAUCUCUCCCGAGGAACAAGGAGAAGUGGCGAGGCUCCGAUCCCGACCUCUCCUCGGAACAGCCUCAGGCACACCCAGCUCAUUCAAGGAAGAAAAAGACAAGGUCACACGUACCAACAUCAACACUGGAGAAUGAAACAAGAGAGAACACAGACAGAGAUCCUCUCUACUGGCAGACAUCCAGAGACAAGAGAGAUUCUGUUUUCAACCAUAACAAUCACAACGAAGAGGCGGGCACAGUCUCCUGCCAGAGCUUCGUGCCAUCUGCUGAACACAGAGAGGAGCAGCUGAACCUGGGGAGAAGACAACAACACCCUUUAACACAGGGAGUCAACUUUGAAGCAUGGAAACCAAACUACGAGCACAGUGACUGCAAUCGGCAAGAUCUGACCGGGGAAGUGGAGGAGGAACUGAAGGGGACGUUGAAGAGGAUACAGAGGCUGGUGAAAGUGAAGAGGGGCAGCGGUGCGGAGGAGGGGAAGACCUCGGACAGCAGUGGUCAUUUGGCAGACAACGUCUUCACAGAGGACAGCCCGGUCAUAACCUGCAUUGGGCUGAGUAAGAAGACAGACAAGAAGCCGGUCAAGGCGGCCUCGUUGCCGCGGCGGCAGCCGGCCCAGGGGAGCAGAGGAGGAGCCGGAGAAGGAGAGUGGUCCUUAGGGGCUCACGCCCACCGCUGGAGCCCCACCGAAGUCCCUGCGCCCUGGGACCCCCCGUACCAUACCUGCCCCCGUCUCCGGGUGGAGCACCGGGUCCAUGGUUUGGACUUUACUCUGCCUCGGGCCACAGACUGGGAGCGCUUCGAGAGCCUGGUGCAGGAGCUGGACGGCAAACAGGCCGAGCUGGCCCCGCCUCCCCGGGUCAUCCGCUCCAUCACCGACGUGGACAUCUCCGACUCCAUGCGUUCCAGCGGCUACGGGAGACUCACCGGCCCGACGCUACACGCAUCGCCGACGAAGCCGAAAUACGGAGGGACGCUGUCUGCAGGGAGAGAACACGUGGGGAGUGGACAGACCAGUCCAGGGAGUUUGGGGAGGAGGAUUAAAGCCGUUUCCCACACCGUGUGCGAGAGGACGGGGAAGAGUCACGUCACAGCCCUGUCCGGAGAAACGGUCAGUGACAAAGACGACAGCAAACUCUUUAUCACCUCCCCUUUAAGCCCAGAGACCUACAUGCACGAGCCCAAAAGAGACGGAGCCCACGUCUACGUCUUGUCACCCUAUGAUCUGUUUACCAAGCUGUUCAUGUGUCUGAAAAGAGACAGCUCUGGUGUCGUACCGCAACAGGAGGUGGAAAGCCUCCUAUUACGAAGCACACAGGAGCAGGGACGGAGCGGGGAAACGGAGAGGAGCGAGGGAGGCCGAGGAGGGGCCGACGGGGGUCGGUCGUUCGGGAGCGGACGCCGGACGUCCAGUAACUCCCUGGGAAGCCUGUACAGUCUCAACAGCGGGCAGAGCUCCUCCAGUGGAGUCACCAGUGGGUCGGAUGGCUUCAGUAACAGAGACAGCCUCAGACUGGACGAGGACCAUCCCUACCCUGGCCAGUUCUGUGGUAGAGCCAGGGUCCACACGGAUUUUGUCCCCAGUCCAUACGACACCGAAUCCCUCAAACUCAAGGUAGGCGACACGAUUGACAUCAUCAGCAAGCCCCCCAUGGGAAUCUGGACUGGCAUACUAAACGGCAAACUGGGUAACUUCAAAUUCGUGUAUGUGGACGUCCUGGUGGACAAGGAGCCCGAGCUUCCCAGGAAAAUGAGACCACCGAGGAGAAACCCGCCACCCCAGCCAAGAACUUUACAUGAACUCUUGACACGCCUUAACCUGGAGGAGUACGUCUCCCCUCUACUCCUGAAUGGCUACCACACCGUCGAGGACCUGCGACAGCUGAGAGACGAGCACCUGAUGGAGCUCAACGUGACUGAUCUGGAACACAGGCAUCGCCUGCUGGCUGCCUUCCACUGCCUCGAAGAGCCCCAAUGGAACGAUCAGAAGGGAGGCGGGGCUAACCAGGAGGCUGGCUCUCCCACGGCGAGCAUCACGACCAACCUGAAAGACCAUCCCAGGGACUCCGGUUGCUACAUGCCGUCCGACUGCUGCGACGCCGAGCGGACCGAACUGCCAUCCGGUUAUCCUUCCCUGACCGUCUCCUAAUGAUCGGUUACUUCACUUAAUAUACGUCCAUCCUUUGACGAUGCGUUUUUACAGUGCAGCACAGCCCAGUAGUUUUAGGCUACGUGUAGCUGAAGGCGAAAAAUUGUUUCAUCUUGUUUCAAGACUGUUGAAGGUGUGUUCUUUGUGGUGAAGUGUCACUGUCUACCUCUGCUGUUCCUUUGUUAAGCAAUAUCCGUUUACAUGGUGAAGUGAAUAUGUACAACGUAAACUGAGUCAGUGAGUGACUGUAUAUGUUGGAAAUAUACAGUAGUAAAAAGGAAUUUACAACUUUA